Messenger RNA from Vombatus ursinus (common wombat), 2120 nucleotides. RefSeq names its product thyroid hormone receptor alpha (gene THRA). Bases 293 to 1519 code for a protein of 408 amino acids. Gene Ontology annotation, biological process: cell differentiation; positive regulation of transcription by RNA polymerase II; thyroid hormone receptor signaling pathway. The record is from RefSeq and is a predicted model, not a curated record. Gene Ontology annotation, molecular function: nuclear receptor activity; zinc ion binding; RNA polymerase II cis-regulatory region sequence-specific DNA binding. The transcript has 8 exons. Lineage: Eukaryota; Metazoa; Chordata; Mammalia; Diprotodontia; Vombatidae.
CUCUACGGCUGCUCCCCCCUCCCCCCAACUCAGGACUCCCCCAAGAGCCAGCUUAUCCCCCCAGCCCUUCUACCACACUACUCCCUGGCCGCCCCCCUGCCACCCGCCCCCGUGAGGCGUGGGGCAUGGCAUGGAAGGCCAAACGCUGAGGCCAGGCACCAUGGGCGCUGUACCUUAGAGCCCGGGUGGUGGGGGGGGAGGCUCGUGGUUCUGCCUGCAGGAGGUUGCUGUGCCUACUUCAGUCUGUUGGAGUGCUGGGGGAGGGGGGCAAUCCUGGAUGGAAUUGCAGUGAAUGGAACAGAAGCCAAGCAAACUGGAUUGUGGGUCUGACCCAGAGGAGAACAGGUCACUGGAUGGCAAGCGGAAAAGAAAGACCAGCCAAUGUUCCCUGAAAACCAGCAUGUCAGGGUACAUCCCUAGUUACCUGGACAAAGAUGAGCAGUGUGUCGUGUGUGGAGACAAGGCCACAGGUUAUCAUUACCGAUGCAUCACUUGUGAAGGCUGCAAGGGCUUCUUCCGACGCACGAUUCAGAAAAAUCUUCACCCCACUUAUUCCUGCAAAUAUGAUGGCUGUUGCAUCAUUGACAAGAUCACCCGAAACCAGUGCCAGCUGUGUCGCUUUAAGAAAUGCAUCUCCGUGGGCAUGGCCAUGGAUUUGGUCCUGGAUGAUUCAAAGCGGGUGGCAAAGCGAAAGCUGAUCGAGGAGAACCGGGAGCGGCGGCGCAAGGAAGAGAUGAUCCGCUCGUUGCAGCAGCGGCCGGAGCCCAGCCCUGAGGAAUGGGAUCUUAUUCAUCUGGUUACAGAGGCCCACCGAAGCACCAAUGCCCAGGGAAGCCAUUGGAAGCAGAAACGGAAAUUCUUGCCAGAGGACAUUGGCCAGUCACCCAUGGCCUCAAUGCCAGAUGGGGACAAGGUGGACCUGGAGGCCUUCAGUGAGUUUACCAAGAUCAUCACCCCGGCCAUCACCCGUGUGGUGGACUUUGCCAAAAAACUGCCCAUGUUUUCUGAGCUGCCUUGUGAAGACCAGAUCAUUUUACUGAAGGGCUGCUGCAUGGAGAUCAUGUCUCUGCGGGCUGCCGUACGCUAUGACCCUGAGAGUGAGACCUUAACGCUGAGUGGGGAGAUGGCGGUCAAACGGGAGCAGCUGAAGAAUGGUGGCCUGGGGGUGGUCUCUGAUGCCAUCUUCGACCUGGGCAAGUCACUCUCUGCCUUCAACCUGGAUGACACGGAAGUGGCUCUGCUUCAGGCUGUGCUGCUCAUGUCUUCAGACCGCUCGGGCCUGCUGUGUGUGGACAAGAUUGAGAAGUGCCAGGAGGCUUACCUGCUGGCUUUCGAGCACUAUAUCAACUACCGAAAACACAACAUUCCCCACUUCUGGCCCAAGCUGCUGAUGAAGGUGACUGACCUCCGGAUGAUUGGGGCCUGCCAUGCCAGCCGGUUCCUGCACAUGAAAGUCGAGUGCCCCACUGAACUCUUUCCCCCACUUUUCCUCGAGGUCUUCGAGGAUCAGGAAGUUUAAACCCCCAAUGCUGGGAAAUGAGGAGGGGCGGGGCCUGUGGAGCUGCAGGGGGUGCAGCAGGAGAAGGGGCAGGGCUAAGGGAUACCACCCUACAUCCCUCUUCUGUCUUUCCUUCUAUAUAUUUUUGCCUCCCACACACAGCCUAGCCAAGAUCACUCCUCAGAGAACUCCUUCCUGCCCUGGGAUCAGGCAAAACAAACAAACAAACAAAAGAAAAACCAACUCAAGAAAUUGAAAAAGGACAAUGCCAGUGGGAAGGGGAGUCCUCUGGCAAUUUUCAGGAGCCCCACCCCCCAGGGCAAGGGGAAGAUGGGGAGAAGAGAUGGGACAAGGAGCCAUUUGAACUGUAGGGGAAGGAUGGAGGGUUGUGGGGGGAGCUGCCCUCAACCCCUCCUCCCACCCAAAAAGCCUCCCCCUCUCCCUCUUAUUCCUUAACCCAGGUCCUGGACUAGGGCCCCUCUUUUCAUGCUCAGAUACCUGGGUUGCACAGAGAAGCCUCAGCAUUGGCUCCUCCUUGGGAGGUUAAAAGUUAUAGUCACUCUAACUGCACUUUGGAAGCGAGAGGGUAAAAGAAAGAAAAGUGGAGAAAAAAAUAGAGAAA